AUGUCUAAGUAUCUCACGGAAGUGAAAAAUGUUCUAAGCAGCAAUAAGUUUGUUCAGGUGAAUGGCAAUUUCUGUCCCGACUGUGUCUAUGUCAAUGGUGUUUGGAAGAAGUUAGGUGUUUUCGACAAAAUCCGUCUCUUCGAAGUCGGCAAUAUGAACCGAGAGGACCAAACCCGCUACAGAGACGCUUUCGCCGAGGUAGCCGGUUACCGGAAUUUGCCAACUCUGUUCGUGAAUGGCCAGGCUUGGGGCACUGAGCGGGAAGUCCAUCAGCUGGAGCGCCAGGGUAAGCUCCAGGCGGAACUCGAAAGAAUCGGGUUGUUGUAA
Lachancea mirantina is the source of this 327-nucleotide messenger RNA. The record is from the annotation of a GenBank genome assembly. NCBI's taxonomy places the organism in Eukaryota, Fungi, Ascomycota, Saccharomycetes, Saccharomycetales, Saccharomycetaceae.